This is a messenger RNA of Scheffersomyces coipomensis, 1558 nucleotides long. RefSeq names its product Npl6p (gene NPL6). Bases 141 to 1529 code for a protein of 462 amino acids. Gene Ontology annotation, cellular component: nucleus; RSC-type complex. Lineage: Eukaryota; Fungi; Ascomycota; Pichiomycetes; Serinales; Debaryomycetaceae. The record is from RefSeq and is a predicted model, not a curated record. The transcript has a single exon. Gene Ontology annotation, molecular function: chromatin DNA binding.
CUACCAUUUUGAGUUUGUACACGACUUGUGGUGAAAAAACCAUAAACAGAGAACGCGAACAGUUUAAUAAAAUUCAAAAUUCAAUUCAGAUGUAAAUAUAUGUUAGAAAUAGCUAAACUACAAGUCAAUAUCAAUUAACCAUGAGUAGAUCAAGAUCAAGGCGAGGAGUAGACUCGGUAUCAUCAGAAGAUUCAGCAAGACCACAACGAAGUUCCAGAGCUCGUAGGCAGAAUUUGGCAGGCUUAGAUAUUGAUCCAGAUGAUGAUGAAGAUUUCGAUGUAUCGAAUGUGAAAGAUGAAAACAAUGAAGAAGAUGAUGACGAAAUACCAGAAGAUGAUGAUGCUGAAGAAGUAGUUAGAAAGAGAGGAAGAAAAAGAAAGGCACAAGUUGAUGAUGAUGCUGAUGCGGAGGAAGAAAAUGGUGAAGAUGCAGAUGAUAAAGAAGAAGGAGGAGAAGGAGAAAAUGAUGAAGAUAAUGGGGAAGAAGAAGAUGAAGAGGAAGAGGAUGAAGAGGAUGAGAAUGGUGAAGGCGAAGGCGAAGGCAACACACCAAAGACUGAAGAAGAAAAAAGAGUUCCUAAAAAGAGAGGAAGAAAGAAGUUAAAGAUUACUAUUUUGGAAGAAGGUGUAUUUGAUGAAGAAGGAAAUCCAUUGAAUAUUGCUAAUGAUGAAGUUGUUAUUGGCCAUGAAGAUGAAAAAGGUAAAGAAAAGAUUGAUGAAUUGGGUAAUUUACAAGGAGGUAGAGAAUUCCGUAUGAAAACUUUCAAAGUAUAUGGACAAGGGGAUAGAUUAUAUAUGAUUUCCACCGAACCAGCCAGAUUAGUGGGAUUUAGAGAUUCAUACUUAUUAUUCAAAACUCAUAGAUCCUUAUUUAAAAAAGUAUGUGACAAUGAUGAAAAGAUGGAUUUGAUAGAUCGUGGUAUAAUUCCCAAUUCGUAUAAAGGUAGAUCAGUUAAUUUAGUUACUGCCAGAUCAAUAUUUCGUGAAUUUGGAGCUAAGAUGAUAAAUGGUGGUAAAAAAGUAAUUGACGAUUUUUGGGAACAAAGAGCUAUCGAUAAUGGUGACAUUCCUGGUGAAUAUGCUGAUCCAAAUGAAUUUAUAAGAACUAAUAGAUUAACCAAUAUCCUUGGUGAUUCCAAUACAAAUGGUGGUUCAACUCCCUUAACUGCCACCCCAUUAGUCAAUUAUGAAACUGAUCCUGCUUGGAUGUAUAAAGUUGCAUCUCAAACUAGUGAGUUCAAUACCAAGAUCUUAGAACAAAGAAAUCAAGCAUUCACAAGAGGAGUUAAAGACAUUUUCACUAAUUUAACAUUUUAUCCAUCAAGUACACAACCAUCUAAAUCAAAAUCAGAAUUUAUAGCGGAUCUGAAAGAUUCUUUAGUAUAUACUACGAAGAUUGUCAUAAAUGAUUUAAGAAAGAAAGUAACAGGUCUUAAGAAUGUACCUAAAGAGAUUUUUGCUGAUAUCGAAGAUGAAGAAAUCAAACAAGCUAUAUUAGAUCAACAAAAGUUUGAAAAAGAAAAUUACUAAAAUUUCUUACGUAUAAUAUGUAUGUGUAU